AUGCCUUCCAGCACCGCGUUGGCCCACGGCGCUCCGGACCGCAGCAAUGCGGCGAGCGGUGACGCGUCGAGUGACGACUCGGAAGACGACGACAUCGACGCGCUGCUGAUGCAGGCGUGCUCGGCUGGCUCUGAGGACGUUGCGAGCACCCUGCUCCGGCACGGCGCGAGCGCAAGCACCCGAGACGAGCACGCGCUCUGCCCGCUGCACCACGCCGCGUGGAAUGGUCACACCGGCAUCGCACGUCUCCUCUUGAGCCAUGGCGCGGACUGGCGUGCCCGAGACCGCCGCGGCGCAACUGCGGCCCAUUUGGCGGCUCAAUUUAGACACGCUGACGUGCUCGCGCUGCUGCUUGAGGCAGCAGGCGAGGUUGGCGGAGCGAAGGCGCUGCUCCAGAGCCGCUGCGGGCUCGGGCGGAGCGUGCAGGACACGGUGGCAGACUUUGCCACCGCCGGCGCUGCUCGCCCGCUCCCCGAGGGCAUCCCUCCCGGCUUCACGGACCAGGCCUCGGCGCUGGCGUGGCCCAUCCGGCGCCUGCUGGUGGACGGCGACGCGCCCGAAGCCGUCUCGGCGGCGGCCGUCCUCAAGGCGAUGCGAUUGCCGUGGCGGCAGCCGGACAGCGUCGACGGCCUCGCCGACCACCAAGUCGACCUCACCGCGGCGCAGCUCGAGGCGCUCGUCGGCCGGCCCGCCCUCGAGGCGCUCUGCCGGCUGCCCGGCGCGCUGGCGGCACAGAUGGCGGCAGCGGGAGGGCCGGCCGAGGGAGGGCUUACCGAGGCCUCGCCGGGGGGCGUGAGCAGCCUGCCGAGCGCGGGCGAGCGGCCGUACAGGACCUUCGUGCGGCGCUUCACGCCGGCAGAGAGGCCCUGGUUCACGUUCCACGGCGACACGGCCACCGCGACCGUGAACGUGGCCCUCGCGGACGACGGCAGCCACGGGGGCGGCCGUUUGCUUGCCAUGCUCGGAGGGCGCGUGCAGCGGAUCGAUCGCGCGAUGGGGGAGGCGACCGUGCACCCGUCCGAGCUGCUGCACGCCGUCAGCCGAACCACUCGCGGGACGAGGUACUCGCUCGUGCUAUUUUUUGGCCGCGGCCAGAGGAGUCAGGACUCGUGUGACACGACGUGUGAGCAGUGA
Molecule: messenger RNA, 1134 nt
Organism: Emiliania huxleyi CCMP1516
Lineage: Eukaryota; Haptophyta; Isochrysidales; Noelaerhabdaceae
Exons: 2
Coding region: 1-1134 (377 amino acids)
Molecular function (GO): protein binding
Source: RefSeq, a predicted model, not a curated record